AUGUCUAUAUUGAUCACUGGCGCUGGUGGUUACGUUGGCCAAGAGCUGGCCGCUGCCUUCCUCGCCAGCACACCCGCUACCACCACUGUUACAAUCACCGAUGUCGUUGAACCAGCAGUGCCCAAGUCAGCCACCGAAUAUGGCAGUCGUCUUUCCUGCGUCCGCGCAGACCUUACCUCACCCAAAGAGGUAGACGAAUUGAUCAGUGCCUCCCGUCCAUUCGAGACCGUUUACCUCCUUCAUGGAAUCAUGUCCAGUGGGGCCGAGGCGAAUUUUGAGCUGGGGACUCGAGUCAAUCUCGAUGCAACAAGAUACAUUCUUGACCGAUUACGCGUUACCAUGCCUGGUAUAAAGGUGGUCUUCACCUCCUCAUUAGCAGUCUACGGCCUCGCACCACCGGGCCUUCUCCCAGACGAGUUCAACUUUCCUCCUGUGCCCUCAACCUCCUACGGAACACAGAAGCUCAUCAUCGAGCAUUUGGUAACUGACUACUCCCGCCGUGGGUUCUUGGAUGGUCGAUCCGUGAGACUCCCAACCGUGACUGUUCGCGCAGGCGCACCUACACAGGCUGCAAGCAGUUUUGCUAGUGAUAUUAUUCGUGAGCCAUUCCAUGGCAAAAAGGCCAUUCUGCCUGUAGGCAGAGAUGUUGAGAUGUGGAUCUGCUCGCCGCACACUAUUGUCAAGAAUUUGAUGCAUGCGCGUGACGUCCCUGCUGGGGCUUUCGGCACUUCGCGAUCAGUCAAUCUUCCUGGACUCAAGGUGAGCGUGCAAGAAAUGUUGGAUGCUCUGGAGGCUGUUGGUGGUAAGGAGCGACUCGCAUUGGUGGAGGAGAAGUAUGAUGCUGCCGUGGACAAGAUUGUGCAGACAUGGACUCCUCAAUUCUCCAAUGAGAGAGCCUUCAAGCUUGGAUUUUCGCCGGAUAUUUCUAUGGAGGAGAAUGUUAAGCACUUUGCUAGUGCCUUUGUAUAG
Messenger RNA from Penicillium pulvis, 969 nucleotides. RefSeq names its product SDR family oxidoreductase. The coding region runs from base 1 to 969 and encodes 322 amino acids. Lineage: Eukaryota; Fungi; Ascomycota; Eurotiomycetes; Eurotiales; Aspergillaceae. The transcript has a single exon. The record is from RefSeq and is a predicted model, not a curated record.